Metarhizium album ARSEF 1941 is the source of this 2058-nucleotide messenger RNA. RefSeq names its product CHY zinc finger domain protein. Gene Ontology annotation, molecular function: zinc ion binding. The record is from RefSeq and is a predicted model, not a curated record. NCBI's taxonomy places the organism in Eukaryota, Fungi, Ascomycota, Sordariomycetes, Hypocreales, Clavicipitaceae. The transcript has a single exon. Bases 1 to 2058 code for a protein of 685 amino acids.
AUGAUAGCCUUGGGGUCUCAGACCGACGGCUCACAGACCCUAAAACAGGCUGUGGGGGAAGCACCGUCUUCUAGGGUCGUAGCCAAACCAGUUCCGACGUCCCAGGCAGACGACCCUCGCGGUUAUCAGGUCGAGCAGCUUCGACGACGAUUCUCCCCAAACGAGUCCACUACUGACGCUGGAACCACGUCUCUGGUGUUCAAGUUGAAGCCGUCGGAUCCUGACUUUCCCUUUGAACUGACCCAUCUGGAGUGCGAUGUGCGUGUCCCUGCCAACUACCCGGAUGAAAGACCGGAACUGCGUGUGAAGAACAGCAAUAUCCCAUGGGGGUUUCGCAUCAAUAUCGAAAGGGGUUGGGACAGACUGGCCAUGGAGAGGAAGGGGGCCACUAUCCUGUCGAUUGUAAAUGCUCUGGAUAAAAACUUGGAAAAAUUCCUCUCCGAGGAGAAGGCGGACACGGUCAAGCUGGUCGCCUUCAAGGACGCAAGGCACCCAGACGCUGCCGCCUCCGUCACGAAGCCGGAACCAAGUUUCGCACCAACUAAGCCAGUCAGCAUAACGCCAUCUGCAAGACCUCAUAUGCCUGAGGAGUCAUACUCAAAGCGGCAGAUUGCAGAGGCCAAGGCAAGGAGGGCGCAGGAAGUUCGCCAACUGGAGGCACGCAUGGGGAGGCUACCCGGGUUUCGACGCUCCGCAGAUGGCAUUGUGUUUACGUUGCCGAUUGAGCCCAAGAGGAGGAAUGAGCUGCCCCCCGGGCUUGGCCCAGUCAACAGUUUGCACCUCAUUGUCCCGCUGUUGUACCCGCUGCAGGACGUCAGAAUCCAGCUCAACGAGGUUAAUGACGUUGAGGCGGAGGCACUUGAGGCAUUGUUCGCGGUCAAGGCAGCAGAGCAGAAGUCCAUGUCUCUGAUGAGCCACGUGAACUAUCUUGUUCAGAAUCUACACGCCCUAGCCAAGCAGGCCCAAGUGAUGGCGCAAAGGGCUGCGGCUCAGGAGCAGGAAGAGGCGGGAAAGGCUACGACAAUCGACGAGGAGACAUUUGUCACUGGACCAUCCGGCGUAAGUGUAACUGGCAAGGAUGGAAGCCACAUCAAAGUUAUAGCGCGACCGCCCGAAUGGGAUUCUGCAGGAUACGAUGACGAGGAUUCAGACAGCACAUGGGAUGGAGAUGGCGGCGUUGCCCUACUGCGAGAGGCUGAUGCGGAGCCGGACCCAGCACCGGCACAGGUCAGCCAAGCCAGAGAGCGAGGGACCAUGAUGUCCUUGCCGUCGGUGGAGCUACACGGCGUCGAGGUGCUGCAGGUGUCCAUUCUCGGCAUCAGCGUGAAAUGCGAACGGUGCAAAACGGUCAACGACAUGACGGGCCUGAAGCCAGGCAUGGACAAGACGACAAGCUGUAAAAAGUGCGGCACGACGCUCACGGCCAGGUUCAACCAGACGCUCAUUCACGAGGGCUCGACGCGUGCAGGCUUCAUCGACCUGUCGGGGUGCAAAGUCGCAGACAUGCUCCCCAGCACCUUGAUCCCAACGUGCGCGCGCUGCUCAACCGCCAGCCAGGGACUGGUUUCGGUCAGGGGUGAGAGCGUCACCAACGUGUGCCGGUCGUGCCACGGCAUGUUCACGUUCAAGAUUCCGCAGGUCAAGUUCGUCUUUAUAUCGCCGGGGUCGCCGGCGCCGGCGACGACAGCAGCCGGGGCGCGGCGAAGGACGGAGAAACUCGGGCUGCAUGCCGGGGAAGCGCUCCCCGACCAGGGCGCCUGCGCUCACUACCGAAAGUCGUUCCGUUGGUUCCGGUUCUCGUGCUGCAAUCGCGUGCAUGCGUGCGACAAGUGCCAUGACGACGCCGAGGACCACGUCAACGAGUGGGCGAAGCGCAUGAUAUGCGGUUGGUGCAGCCGCGAGCAGAAGUACAUGGCGGAGGCAUGCGGUUUCUGCGGACGCAGCGUGAUUGGGAGGAAGGGCAAAGGAUUCUGGGAGGGCGGCAAGGGGACAAGAGAUCAGAGGACCAUGAGCCGCAAGGACCCAAGAAAGUACAAGCGGCUUGGGGACGUCAACUAG